Aspergillus alliaceus is the source of this 817-nucleotide messenger RNA. RefSeq lists its product as uncharacterized. NCBI's taxonomy places the organism in Eukaryota, Fungi, Ascomycota, Eurotiomycetes, Eurotiales, Aspergillaceae. The transcript has a single exon. The record is from RefSeq and is a predicted model, not a curated record. Bases 182 to 607 code for a protein of 141 amino acids.
AAACAUGGGUGGUCUUCAAGGUUCAGGAGUCUGGACAAGAUUUUCUUAAAUUAGCAUCCAGACUAAACCCCGGAUGAUCAUCGAAAGCACAGGCACCUGACUUUCCUAAACGCAUCAUAAAUCGAACUUUUAUUCUUCUAAUGGUAGAAUCAAAGCAUCGGAGCCUGAGAUAUAAGAGACCAUGGGUCUCCUUCCCGCGCCACUAAGCCUAAUGAACACUAGUUUGCUCUUUUUAACCCCUUGCCUACAGAAGAGAUUACAACAGAGCAAAUCUGUCUGUUUCUAUCUAAGUGCAAUCAACGGUUUCCUUGCAAGUUGGUUGCUUGAUAUUGGCCUUUCCGAUGCUAAGUCGGAAAAGAACUUGCAUUCGGGCGAUGUUUCGGUCUCAUUGCUGAACUCGGCACAGCAGGAACGGCUCCCUGGGUUUCUUGCCAUUGUCAUGCCUCACUCGGUUAAAAAUGACAAGCGACUACUACUUGAUGCUCUAAUUCUGUAUUUCAAUGUCGUAUUACAUCGAAAUCAUGAGUUCUGCGGUCUCUCCCUACCGUUUCCGAAUAAAGCGACGCGGGUUCUAGUCAUAUGCCAUAAAGAUGUACAGAGCAUGUAGAUAUAGUGUACUUAAUGGAUAAACACUCCAUACACUAACUAGGAUAUAAACAUUACUUUGAAAUUUCGCCGAAACCUUUACACAAUGAAUUGAUGAUGAGGACGCUGUUCCAAGCGAGGAAGCAAAAUUCUAGACCCCGAGUAAGAUACGGAGCGGGGUCAGAACUCUUGAGAAGGGAUGCACGAUUCAUUCACCAAAUGACGUCCAUAU